Acanthisitta chloris (rifleman) is the source of this 654-nucleotide messenger RNA. Its product is annotated as selenoprotein Pb-like. Gene Ontology annotation, molecular function: selenium binding. Gene Ontology annotation, cellular component: extracellular region. Gene Ontology annotation, biological process: selenium compound metabolic process. The record is from RefSeq and is a predicted model, not a curated record. NCBI's taxonomy places the organism in Eukaryota, Metazoa, Chordata, Aves, Passeriformes, Acanthisittidae.
AUGGGGCUGCUGGUGCUGGCUCUGGCCGCCUGGCUGGGGCUGGCAUCGGCCUCUGAGGAGGUGGGCAACCGCAGCCGGGUCUGCCUUGGGGGCCUGCGGGAGCGGCAGGGAGCGGUCGAUGUUCGCUACAUGAUCGUCAACGAGAAGGCGCCGCUGUCCCGCGCCAUGCUCGCCGAGCUGGAGCGCCAUGCCCCGCCGGGUGUCCCUGUCUACCAGCCCGAGACGGAGGACCCUGAUGUCUGGCAGGUCCUGGGGGGUGACAAGGAUGACUUCCUUAUCUAUGACCGGUGUGGCCACUUGGCUUUCCACAUCCAGCUGCCCUUCAGCUUCCUCCACUUCCCCUACGUGGAGUCAGCCAUCCGCUUCACCCACAGCAAGGACUUCUGUGGCAACUGCUCCCUCUACGCCAACACUACCCAGGAGGCUAACAGUACCAUGGAGGUCCCUGUAACCCUGAGCCUGCUUCCCGAGCCCGAGGGAAAGGAGUCAGAGACCCCCAUCCACCCACAACCCCCUAACCACGAGGUCAGCCAUGAAAGAGCCACAGACCCACGUGGGGACCACAAACCUGCCACCCAUGCUCACCACCACCAUGGAGACCAUGACCAGCUCCAUUACGAGGGGAAGAAGCAGAGGGAGGAGAAUGAGCACUAA